Messenger RNA from Nezara viridula (southern green stink bug), 348 nucleotides. The record is from the annotation of a GenBank genome assembly. NCBI's taxonomy places the organism in Eukaryota, Metazoa, Arthropoda, Insecta, Hemiptera, Pentatomidae.
AUGGACACCAGGGCGAUCACCAGUGUCAUUAGAGACAGCAUGAUUGCUAUCGACAUCGGUGGUACUAUGUCUGAUGUGAGAGAGACGCUUAGCAGACUUCACGAUGAAAUCGAGGCACUCGAAGGCUGUAGCGUGGUAUGGCUUAGGGAGUUCGCUCAAGAAGUUCUCGGCUCCAUCCAUCAGCGCUGCUGGGGACAGAGGGGCAGAUCCACAACACCUCCUCCAGUUCAACCUCAGCCUUCUACCCCGCCAAGAGAGGAGCCAGUAGCUGGGCCCAGCCGUGCUCAAGACAGACCUAGUCUCAGGUUCAAGACCCGCACUCGUAGCUUCCGCAACAUUCUCUACUAA